Molecule: messenger RNA, 2988 nt
Organism: Fundulus heteroclitus (mummichog)
Lineage: Eukaryota; Metazoa; Chordata; Actinopteri; Cyprinodontiformes; Fundulidae
Gene: cd44b
Product: CD44 molecule (Indian blood group) b
Exons: 8
Coding region: 330-1496 (388 amino acids)
Biological process (GO): inflammatory response; positive regulation of ERK1 and ERK2 cascade; cell adhesion
Cellular component (GO): plasma membrane; macrophage migration inhibitory factor receptor complex; basolateral plasma membrane
Molecular function (GO): cytokine receptor activity; hyaluronic acid binding
Source: RefSeq, a predicted model, not a curated record
GUACACUUGAACCACUCUUCCCCUUCUAUGUGCAUGCCACCAGCCACUGCUGUCUGCCCAGCAGAGAGGAGAAAGUUGAUGCACAUUUUGAGCCAUCUCCAGCAGCUUUCAGACACCCAGAGCAAGUUCAGGUGUCCUCUUCUGUUGUGUGUGUGUGUGUGCGUGCUUUUUUUUAAAACAUCUCUCCUACUCAUUUACUCUUUCUCAAACACAUACACCCACCAGCCAUCACUGCUGGCACUGUAGAGGGAAGACAGGACACGAAGAGGACUGGUAUACACCUUUAUGCCUAGCUGCUCACCCAGCCUUCACCAGACAGUUUGGCAAAGAUGUGGACUUUUCUCUUAGGGGUCAUCUUUGGAAUACUGGCCUCUGGCAGGUCGGAUCAACUUCAAGUUAAUUCUCGCUCCUGCAGUUUCUCUGGUGUGUUUCUGGUUGAGGGAGCGAGCCGUCACUCUCUAAGUUUUGACAUGGCCCAAAAAGUCUGUGAGCAGCUUGAGAGCACCAUGGCAAGUCUGGAGCAAGUCCAGGAGGCCUAUAACAAUAAAAUGCAAACUUGCAGGUAUGGUUGGACCACCAAUGGGAGCACUGUCAUUCUCAGACACAAGCAACAUGAAAACUGUGCAAAGAACAUGACCGGGUUUAUUACUCACAUACCGACUACAGGAGAUUUCGAUGCCUACUGUUAUGAUGAAAAUGUUGGGCCUGAGAAGAACUGCAGCAAAGCUUUCCAGAAAACGGGAGCAUCCCUCUUAGAUCCACCAGCCUCGACAUCAGCGCAGCCUCUGACCCAAGACGCAGCGGAACCAGAAACAACCUCAACAUCCCAGUCUGAUGGUGUUUUUCAAAGCCAAACUGGCACCCCCACUGAGGAAGAAGCAUCUCCCAUACCUGCAACUACUCCAGCACAUUGGAGUGAAGACGAGUCCAAGAACCCUGUUGAGGGAAGCUCCCUUGGAGGAAGCAACAUCAGUGUAGUUUCCUCUUUCACUACAAUGGAGCCCGACUCAGCUGAUGGAUCUGGGAUUGAGCCGACUAUCACAUUGACGGACAAUGUUAUACCAGUGACCCAGGUUGGAACAACAAUGUCGAGUGAGAAGAAACCAGCAGAGCCUACUGUCGCAAAACUAAAUCACCAGGGAAGAAACAUAGUAGGCCCCGCUCCAGCUGACGAUGAGAAGCAAAAGGGCGGGAGCUCAUCGGACUGGCUGGUUGUUCUUGGUGUUAUUGUAGCAGUUGCGGCAAUUCUCUUUGUGUGUGCUGCUGUCGCAAGGAGAAGAGGCUUGUGUGGCAGAACACAAACGCUGAACAUCACACCCAGAAACAGCAGCGACGGCAAUGGGGUCGCCGCCGCACCGUCCAGUUCCAACAACCCGGAGAGAGAACAGGAAAUGGUGACCCUCAUGAACAAGGAGAACAUCCAGGAGAAUGGCAACACGGAGGAGUUUACCGUCAUCAAAUUGGAGGAGUCUCCAGAUAAAGACCAGCAAGCCUGAGAGUUGGGCAGUAAAGAGCCUAAGAUGGGGGAGGACUAUUGAGAGGGUAGAAAAGUUGGUUGUUGAACGCUUUCAGUGGCUGUGCACUGGUAAAGAGGAUUCAAAUGUAUAAUUUCAAGCUAUUGUUCAACUAGAGUGCACAGCUGUGUUCAGACGCCUUUCAAAAGGGGCCCAAGAAUUUCAGACCAGAAUGAGCGAUUUUGAACAUGGUGUGAGAAUAUGUUCAAUCUCCGGUCAUGUGUUAAUUCCUUUCUAUGCUUUGUUGCUUAUGGGCCUGGAGAGGAGUCCAAAGAGUGAAUCAGAAGUUAUGUAUUGAUUUUGAUGUGUCCAAAAUUUCAGCAAUUCACUUUAACCAGGAAACAAUAACCCGAUAAUCAUGUCCUUUUUGUAAAAUGUAUUUAAGAGGAAAAAAUUCUUCACUUAAUUGUUUAAUUUGUUGUUUAAUUUUUGUUUGUUUCUAAUAUAAAAUGGCUAUUCCUUUCUGUGCAUUAUUUCGGACAAUCCCUGUUGUCUGUAACUGUUAAAAAAAACUGGGGAUGUUACAAUGUAGAUUGUUACUAUCUACAUUGUUCCAGUUUGAUUCUAUUUUCUCUGUCUCUGUACAUAAAAAAGUAAAACGUUAUAAAUGUUACAAUAGCUGCCAGUGCUUUUUGUUAUUUUGUAGGAAAGGGCUUUGUUGAUUUAGCUUGAAGAAAUGCUUCUGUUUUUAGCACUAUUUAAUCAGAAAUUGUAGCAAGUAUACCUUGGGGGUAAAUGGCUCAGUUUGUAAAGGUCAAAGUAGAUGGCAUGCUAAAUCAGCAUGUUUCAUAGCUUUCCAAAGUGAGUGUUUUAUGCACAACUAAAGGUAAUCAAUAAAGAAAUAAGUUGAUGUAAUUAUACCAUGGGAAUGAAAAACGUGUUAUAGGCAUUGUGCACAACAGAUACUGAUUUUGAAGGAAACUAAAGAAACCAGGUUGGUAUUUCAAGCACAUUUAUACAUUUUUAAAUUAAACUUAAACUUGUUUUUUUACGAGUGAGUGAUGGAUGCUUAUCUGUAAAUACUGGACUGAUAAGCACAUAAACAUGAGAAGCUAAUCCAAUGUAGACAUGUAGCAUUGCAAAUGAAAAAAGACUGUCACAAGUGUCUACAUGCUGUAUAUCUAUAAAUUAAGCUGCUGUGUUUGUUCAAUGUUUCUAUACCAAGCUUUGAAUCUUGUAAGCAUCUUUUUCUAGUGGACUUUCCAUAGCUUGAAUGUAUCCCACAUUGUGUAAUAAUCUACAUUAUGCUCUGUGUGGCCGAUACUUCAUUUUAGCUUUUAGAAUAAGACUAAACCAUAUACAGUCGCUGUAAAGAACAUUUUUCUGACUUGUUCCAAUUUUUGUUAUUUUUGUUUUAAACUGAAGAAGACGAAUGGUUGCACUAGAGCAGGCAGGUUUGACAAAAAGGUGUUGCUGAAAAGAUCUGUAAAGUGGCUAAAUCAAUAAAAUGUGUACAGACAUGGAUGCACUGGAA